AUGGAGCUGGAGCGGCCGGCGCCCGGCGAGGUGCACGUGAGCCAGGCCAUCCAGCCCGCGCACGCCAACCUCCGCGGAGAGCUGAGCGCCGCUCAGCUGCUCAAGUGGAUCGACGCUGCCGCCUGCCUGGCGGCUGAAAAACAUGCUGGGGUUUCCUGUGUUACAGCCUCAGUGGAUGACAUACAAUUUGAGGAGACAGCUAGAGUUGGACAAGUUAUAACCAUCAAAGCGAAAGUUACUAGAGCGUUCAGCACAAGCAUGGAGAUCAGCAUCAAGGUCACAGUACAGGACAUGUUCACUGGCAUUGAGAAACUUGUUAGUGUGGCUUUCUCUACGUUUGUAGCCAAACCAGUUGGAAAAGAAAAGAUUCAUUUAAAACCAGUCACACUUCUAACUGAACAAGAUCAUGUGGAACAUAAUCUGGCUUCUGAGAGAAGGAAAGUUCGAUUACAACAUGAAGAUACUUUUAAAAACUUGAUGAAGGAAAGUGGCAAGUUUGAUGAUCCCACUUGUGAUGAAGAAGAAGGAACCGUUUCCACGAGGGGCACCUCUGUGCAGAGCAUUGAACUUGUCCUCCCACCCCAUGCAAACCAUCAUGGAAAUACAUUUGGUGGCCAGAUCAUGGCUUGGAUGGAGACAGUGGCUACUAUUUCUGCAAGCCGCCUGUGUCGAGCGCAUCCCCUUCUGAAGUCCGUGGACAUGUUUAAGUUCCGGGGACCAUCUACAGUUGGAGAUCGUCUUGUCUUCAAUGCCAUUGUCAACAAUACAUUUCAGACCUGUGUCGAAGUGGGAGUGCGCGUGGAGGCCUUUGACUGCCAGGAGUGGUCUGGGGGCCAGGGCCGUCAUAUCAACAGUGCGUUUCUCAUUUAUAAUGCUGUCGAUGAUAAGGAAGAACUGAUCACAUUCCCCAGAAUCAAACCGAUGUCAAAGGAUGAUUUUAGACGGUAUCGUGGAGCUCUUGCACGCAAGAGAAUUCGCCUAGGCAGAAAAUACAUUAUUUCCCACAAAGGAGAGGUUCCACUUUGCAUACACUGGGAUACUGGCAACCAGGUAUCCUUGAGUAAUGGCAAUGUGGAGGCUCUCAAAAGCCUGGCGGCCAAAAGUGGUUGGGAGGUUACCAGUGCUGUGGAAAAGAUAAAAAUAUAUACUCUGGAAGAGCACAAUAUUUUAUCUGUUUGUGUUGAAAAGCAUGUGGAAAGACCAGCACACUUGGCUUAUCAUCUCUUGUCUGACUUUACCAAGCGACCUUUGUGGGACCCCCAUUACAUGUCCUGUGAAGUCAUAGACUGGGUAAGUGAAGAUGAUCAGAUAUAUUAUAUCACUUGUCCUGUGGUGAAUGAUGACAAACCCAAAGACUUGGUAGUACUUGUUUCACGAAGAAGGCCUCUCAAAGAUGGUCACACUUACACGGUGGCAGUGAGGUCAGUUAUUCUGCCAUCAGUCCCACCUUCUCCACAGUACAGCAGAAGUGAAAUCAUAAGUGCUGGAUUUCUCAUCCGUGCUAUUGACAGCAGUUCAUGUACCGUAUCUUACUUUAACCAGAUUUCUGCUAGCAUCCUUCCUUACUUUGCUGGAAAUCUUGGUGGCUGGUCAAAAUCCAUUGAAGAGACAGCAGCCUCCUGUAUACAAUUCAUAGAGAACACUACUGAUGAUGGGUUGAUAAGCAUAUUUUAAAUGAUAAACUUUAAAUUAUCUGUCAUUUUAUUUUCCACUUUCAAUUUCAAGCACCCUUAGCUCUGACACUUGACAAGCUUCUGGGCCACAAAUAAUUUAAUAUCAGUCUAAGCAAAAUGCAGUUAUGAAGAGGUUAAAAAACAAAAUGCAUCCCAAGUCCAAUACCAGUGAUUUGGGUUAACAUUAAAAGAGCUUUAAAACUCUGUUUUAGAUCACCCGUGGCUUUGCUCCCUUCCAGGGGCACAGGCAAUGGAAAAUUCCCACAUGCAAUAUUGUGUGUUCUGUAAAAUGGUGGAAGUUAGGUUAAAAUAAUCAAAACGUUUUUAGGCUACAUGUUCUGUUUGAAAGUUUACAAAAUUUUAUAAAAUCAGAAAUGAUAAGUUGGCUAGUUGAUUAAUAGUAUGGGGUUGUUCCAUGUACAGCAGGUAUCUGUAUGUCAAGAGCAUCUGACAAGAUGUAUUAUG
Messenger RNA from Globicephala melas (long-finned pilot whale), 2138 nucleotides. It is a transcript of the gene ACOT12, whose product is annotated as acyl-CoA thioesterase 12. Lineage: Eukaryota; Metazoa; Chordata; Mammalia; Artiodactyla; Delphinidae. Gene Ontology annotation, molecular function: fatty acyl-CoA hydrolase activity; acetyl-CoA hydrolase activity; lipid binding. The record is from RefSeq and is a predicted model, not a curated record. Gene Ontology annotation, biological process: acyl-CoA metabolic process. Gene Ontology annotation, cellular component: extracellular exosome; cytosol.